GUCGAUGAUCUGCUAGUAGCUAGCUUGGCCACAGUAAGCAUCUGAUAGGCUACAGCAUGUAUUCAAAAAGUCCGUUGAACUUGGCUGCUCGACAUUUACGCUCUUUGUCAUACAAGACACGACAAAUACAUACGACUCGGAACACACGUGUAUCACCGGACACCGUGACACCAGAGACAGCGACCACAUCUAAAUUGGACGGGGAUUCUCAAGAACGAUGGUUGUUCAUCGAUUCUGUCUUCCCUAUUCGUCUCGGUAUCUGGGAUCUUCGACACUACAUUGGCAUAUUACGCGAGGAAAACCUCUUGGAGCGCUUGCAUGAGCGUCUCGAGACUGUAAAGACGCACGACUUCCACAUACACGAGCUCCAGCCUUAUCAGAAGGAUGGUGGUGUCUUUGUGCGCUUCACUUAUACUGGUCGUGAUCACCAGACCGCACUCGAAACGCUUCAGACGGAUCUCCAACUUGAAGCUACUAAGCAUGGUGGUCUCCCCUCUUGGUCGGGACUUAAUCACUGUAAUAUUUGGCUCGUGAAGGGAGAGCCGUUUCUUGAGGAUAUGUACCGAUAUCCGUCAGGAAUUGUCCACGUGUCCUUCCAGGGCCCAGAUGUUCCUGAAGAAGCCUUGUAUAGUCUGUUUCGAUCGUGCGGCCGGAUACAGAAUAUAACUUCCCCUACACCCGUUCCUGCAGGCACACUCCGCUCUUCCGAUAUUCUGUUUCACCGCGUACGCUCCGCCACCAUCGCACGGAACACCAUCCAUGGAUACACAUUCUCCAAUGGUGAUGGAACGACACGUCUGAAGACUGUAUAUCAACGUCCCAUUCAGGCCCAUGCAAUCAGAGACUGGCUGACUUCGCAUCCCAGGAUUAUAUUUGAUCCCAUAAGAGUCCUCUCUGUUGAAGGGAAGAUGCUCAAUUGGUUCGAUUAUCGCGAAUAUAAACUAUAUAAAUGGCUUCGUGCGAAUGCCUUGGACCGGUUCUCCCUCACGAGCUUGGCUCGUGAAGGCGUCUCUCCACAGGGAGACAUCUGGAAGGAGCGUGAGGAUGCAGAAAGCGCUGUGCGGAGCUACCUCUCUGACCUACCUUCUACCGUUGCAUUCGUGCAUGGUCCCCAGGGCAGUGGCAAAUCGCGUAUGGUCGAGGCUAUCAUCCGCGACACUGGCAGAAAAACUUUAGUGAUCGAUUGUGCUGAGCUCAAUAGAGCGACAUCAGACAUGCGUCUCGUUUCCGCACUCGCACAGCAGACCGGCUACAGACCAAUUUUUGCCUUCCUGAACUCCGUCAACAACAUGGUGGACAUUGCGACCGUUGGCCUAAUCGGGCAAAAAGCGGGCUUUAAGUCUUCCCUUGAAGACCAGCUGAAACAAAUACUCGAAGUCACAGGUACAGCAUUGAAGAAAGUCAAUCAUUCCCUCCGCACUUCUGCGCAGCGCGCUGUUAAAGCAACACAAGAAGCUGAAGCACGACAAGCUGAAGAAGCACGAACUCGCGCUCGUAUUCGCGCCGGGACAUGGCACGAUCCACGGCUGGACUGUAUUGCCGGAAACGGCGUUAUAAGCGAGCUUGGGGUGGGCGACGAGUUACUAGAGGGUGACGACGGCGGGCUUGCGGGCUUCAAUGUGAUAGAGGAAGAUGCCGUAAACUCGAGUGAUGGAGGGGAGAAGACGAGCGAGGAGCUAGCAAGACAACAACACCGGCACGCAGAGGACGUGCAAGUUGUGCGUACUCUACCGAUUGUGGUCAUCAAAAACUAUGCCGCACGGGGAGGAGUUUACAAAGAAGAACUUCUCGGCGUUUUGGCGCAUUGGGCAGCGUCCCUCGCCGAGAACCAGGUUGCCCAUGUUAUCGUAGUCAGCGACAACCGCGAGGAUGCAAAGCUACUGGCCCGGGCGUUGCCUUCCAAGCCAUUGAACUCUAUUGCCCUUCAUGAUGCUGAUGCCCCCACUGCACUCUCCUUUGUCCGCCGACGCCUAUACGAUGCUGGUAUCACUUCGGAUCUCACGCCUGCACAAAAGAAGGCCAUCGAACACCUUGGCGGCCGCACGAGCGACCUUGAACGUCUAAUCCACAAAGUCUGCAGUAAUCAAGGCAUCGAGGAAGCGGUAGAAGAUAUCAUUGCUGGCGGUGUCGGAGAACUGAGGAAGAAAGCCUUUGGAGAGGACAUCGACGACGCUAAGAGUUUGCCGUGGUCCAGGGAGCAGGCGUGGACUGUGCUCAAGCAGCUGGCACGCAGAGCUGAGCUGCCGUAUUAUGAAGUAUUACUCGAUGUGCCUUUCAAGGGAGACGAACUGCCGCUUCGUGUCAUGGAACACGCUGAGAUCAUAUCUAUCAGCACACGACAUGGUCGACCCUCCACGAUACGUCCCGGAAAGCCCGUGUUCAAAUAUGUCUUUGAGAGACUUGUGAACGACCCUGUCUUCCAAGCCACACAAGACAUCGCGCUCAACGACAAAGUUAUCUCGAGCGCUGAAAGUACCGUUCGUACAUGCGAGUCCGAGCUUAGCACGCUUCAGGACCUCUCCAAAACGGAGCGGUCAUUUUGGUGGUUCAGGCGUAGAGCAACAUCCGAGCGGAGGGAAUACUUGUUGAAGAAGAUGCGUUCCGCACAAACAAAGAUUCAGACUCUGGAGAAGCGGAAUGCUGAGUUGAAGAGAGUAUUGGCGAAGGGUGUUUGAUUAUAUAGUAUCGUACGCUUAACAUAUGCUCUGCAGAUUCUACAGAUCAACUUUUACGAAGUAGGGUCCACGGACGCUAGUCGAUGGGUUGAGUAGAGUACAGCUGACCUGGCAUCGUUCUCCCAGUUCAGUACACAGAAUCAAGAUUUACACUAUUGCUUUCUUCUUAGCCACCCGGUGCUUGCAAC
Molecule: messenger RNA, 2863 nt
Organism: Suillus discolor
Lineage: Eukaryota; Fungi; Basidiomycota; Agaricomycetes; Boletales; Suillaceae
Product: RNA12 protein-domain-containing protein
Exons: 16
Coding region: 57-2675 (872 amino acids)
Cellular component (GO): mitochondrial inner membrane
Molecular function (GO): nucleic acid binding
Source: RefSeq, a predicted model, not a curated record